Carassius auratus (goldfish) is the source of this 4784-nucleotide messenger RNA. RefSeq names its product rap1 GTPase-activating protein 1-like. Gene Ontology annotation, cellular component: cytoplasm. The record is from RefSeq and is a predicted model, not a curated record. Gene Ontology annotation, biological process: regulation of small GTPase mediated signal transduction. The transcript has 22 exons. Gene Ontology annotation, molecular function: GTPase activator activity. NCBI's taxonomy places the organism in Eukaryota, Metazoa, Chordata, Actinopteri, Cypriniformes, Cyprinidae. The coding region runs from base 216 to 2429 and encodes 737 amino acids.
AUGCAAAGCAUUAGCAAACAUGCUAAUAUGCAGGCUAUAAUUUCUGAACAACUUUCCCUUUAAUGCAUACAUGUUCUUAUGCUGGUUUAUUUUGAGCUGUGGACUCAAUGAUAUGACACCGCAGCUGUAGCUAGUCAGGUCACAUCCUUCAUACUCACAGCUGCUCUGUCUCCGUGCUAAAUUAUGCUGUUUCACAGUCUUCAUCUCCCAUUGAGAUGAACCGUAUGAUAGGGAGGAAGGACAUCUGGUCGUCUGAUGCACUGUUGAUCGUAGGAUCAAGGCAGGGAGCUCUGUCCAUUACUGCAAAGCCACUGUCACUGAAAGAGCCAAGAGUCAUUCCCAUGUCAAGUGGACUCGCAGACUGUCAGAUCUCACUCUUUCUCAUUGUGUUCAUCCUGCUCUCUCUCCCCCCUCUUUUACCUGUUCCUCCUGGUUCUCAGACAUCAGAUAUAUUUGCAAUGAUAGAGCGAAUGCAGAGCAGUAGAAUGGACGAGCAGAGGUGCUCUCUUCCACCUCCUCUCAAAACAGAGGAAGAUUACAUUCCAUAUCCCAGCGUCCAUGAGGUAUUGGGUCGUACAGGCCCUUUACCACUCAUUCUGCUGCCCCAGUUUGGGGGUUACUGGAUUGAAGGGACCAAUCAUGAUUUAGGCUCCUCCUCCACAGCAGAGGAACCGCCCCCUUGUCCCGCAUCACAGGUUAAACUGGAGACAAACAGCAUAGCCAAGAUCUACAGGAAGCACUUCCUGGGCAAGGAGCACUUUAAUUAUUACUCAGUGGACAGUGCUCUGGGCCACCUGGUCUUCUCGGUGAAGUAUGAUGUGAUUGGAGACCAGGAGCACCUUCGACUGUUGCUUAGGUCAAGAUUUAAAACCUACCAUGAUGUGAUACCAAUUUCUUGUCUGACCGAGUUCCCUAAUGUUGUGCAGAUGGCGAAGCUUGUCAGUGAAGAGGUGAAUGUGGACCGAUUUUAUCCCGUCUUAUACCCAAAGGCAUCCAGACUUAUUGUGACCUUUGAUGAGCACGUCAUCAGCAACAACUUCAAGUUUGGAGUCAUCUACCAGAAAUUUGCGCAGACAUCAGAAGAGGAACUAUUCGGAAACAAUGAGGAAAGUCCAGCUUUUGUUGAGUUUCUGGAGUUCUUGGGAGAGAAGAUUGAACUUCAUGAUUUUAAAGGCUUUCGUGGAGGCCUGGAUGUGACACAUGGUCAGACUGGAAUUGAGUCAGUCUACCACAACUUCCACAAUAAAGAGAUAAUGUUCCACGUGUCCACGAAGCUGCCAUACACUGAAGGUGAUUCCCAGCAGCUCCAGAGGAAGAGGCAUAUAGGAAAUGACAUUGUGGCCAUUGUGUUCCAAGAAGAAAAUACACCAUUUGUUCCCGAUAUGAUUGCAUCAAAUUUCCUUCACGCUUAUGUAGUGGUUCAAGUAGAGAACGCCUGCACUGAUAACGUCCUCUAUAAGGUAUCUGUGACGGCAAGAGAUGAUGUGCCUUUCUUUGGACCAGCCCUCCCAGACCCAGCUGUCUUUAAAAAGAGUCCAGAGUUUCAUGAGUUCCUCUUGACCAAACUGAUCAAUGCUGAAUAUUCCUGCUAUAAAGCAGAGAAGUUUGCCAAGCUGGAGGAGAGGACACGUUUUGCUCUGCUGGAGACUUUAUAUGAGGAGCUACACAUGAACAGCCAGUCCAUGAUGGGACUGGGAGGAGAUGAUGACAAACUGGAGAAUGGAGGAGGAGGCAGCAGUGGCUUCUUUGAGUCUUUCAAGCGAGUAAUCCGCAAUAGAAGUCAGUCUAUGGAUGCCAUGGGCCUCAGUAACAAGAAACCACACACCGUCUCCACGAGCCACAGCGGAAGCUUUACACACAACCCCCCAGACACCACCAAAACACCCGGCAUUUCCUUGAUUAUUCCCGGGAAAAGCCCAACCCGUAAGAAAUCUGGUCCAUUUAGUUCCAGGAGGAGCAGUGCCAUUGGGAUUGAGAACAUACAAGAAGUUCAAGAGAGAAGUCGGGAUGUGUCCCCGAGUCCACAGAGGACAUCUGACGGUGGACACACCACUCAGGACCUCAGAUUAGACAACUCGUCCAGUCAGAGCUCACCUGAGAUGCAGAUCACUAAGAUUGGUUCGGCCCUGUGCUGUCGAGCUCCCUCGAUCCCAGAGUCUCAGGAUCUGUCUCGCUCCUCGUCCAAUGCCAGUAGCUUCACCAGCGUGGUGGAGGAGAACGAGCAGGAACAUGAAGCGACCGAGGACUAUGACACAGGACUGGAGAGUCUGUCUUCAGCCGGUACGCCUCACAAACGAGAUUCGUUUUCAUACAGCAGCGUGUGGUUGGAAGACGGCCCUGGCACUACUAGUCAGAGCAGUUCACACGGUCCCCUUCGACAGCAAUCUGAACCUCGUCCUAAAACAGAGAGACAGCACUCGAACUGCUAGCUGUGCUGUAGGCUGUAGAUGACUUCGUGGAUGUCCAUCAACAGCAUUUUCAUAAGCAGCCCUCUGCAGCGGUCGCUCGAUGUGAGUCCUGAGAUGUGAGACGCAGAUGUGGACAGCCUGGAGGCGUACCGUCGGGGAUGUGUGCAUCAGAGUAUCAGCGCGCUCUUGUAAGGACUCGACCCCCUUAUCUUCUAUCAUGUGGCUGUUGGUCUGUAGGCAAAAUAGCAAACCUGCCUGGCUUGUGUUGAAGGCAGAAGAAGAACAGAAGAGCUGCCAGCAGGCGACGAAUCACGCUUGAUUAUGGCCUUAUCAUAGGCUUGAUUGCUUUCUUUCUUUCUUUCUGUUCACAGUGGCCCUCAUUGUGUGGGUUUGGGUUUUAUUUGUCAUAUAUUUAUUUAUUUAUUGAGUAGUUCUUUUAGUAACGGGGGUGGUACGCUGUCACAAGCUUUUGGCAUCUUUCAGAAUAACAAAUGAGGUUCAACCUAAACCCAUCAUGCUUAAAAUACACAUGAACCUGCGAAGCACUGUAAAACACAUCUAUGUGUGGUUCUGUUUUGUCGCCUUUUGUGUAAUGAUGUAGAAAAAUGAAUCUAGGUAAACGUUAAAUACUGUUGUUCAGAGUAGUUCUCUAUCUUGUUGUGUCGAGCACCCAAGUCAUUUCCAGUCCCGUCCAAUAAAUGAAGCGUGGGCAUUAUAAUUUAUGAUCAAAUUAAUAGACCAGGUGUGAGAUGCUGUAUACUUUUUAAAUAGUAUUUAUUAAGAUUAUGCUGUUUUACUGAUCAACAUAUUUUGUAUGGCCACAGCUGUUUGUGGUCAGAUUGACACGUUUGUGAACUAUACGCUAAUGUAGUAGCCUCAUGUUUGUAGUUUUAAGUUUUAAAGCUAGCAGUGCAGAUUAAAUGUCUCUCAACUCCACUAUAUUGAAGUCCUGAAGACCUUUUAGUUUAUAUGACAGGUGAGCAAUAUGAAUGUAAAACUGGUGGAUAUGAAUUAUGGAAAACACUAGAUCAGACUAUAUUCAUCUGAUGCUUUAUGCUCAACAGCAGAUGUUGGGCAUUUUAUUUUGUUUUCAAACACAAAUGCGUGUUUUAUUGAUUACAAUCAAAAAUGCCCAUUUUAGAUUAGAUAAUCAAAAUAAUAUUUUAGCUUUUAAACAUAGCACUAUGGUGUUAAUGCUUUCCCAUUCAUCUCAGUGGCUUAUCGGAUACAAUUUUUUUUUUUUUUUUUGAGUCAGUCACUUGAACCAUAAAUGUGAUGAAUUAUUUUGAGCAACUAUCCUAAGCUGCGACAUUAGAACAGAAAGUCAGUCACUGGCAAAAUAUCAACGCUAAUUUCUGUAUGAUGCAUAUUUUAAAGAAUACUAUGGUAUCUCUAUCAUCAUUACCACAAUUUCAUGCCCAAAAACAUGAAAAUACCUAGGUACUUUUUUGUAUGACUAAUUUCCAAAUUCGCUUCUUGUUUGAAGAGCUUUUUUUCUUAUAAAUAAUGCGGUUUGGAUGAUUUCAGGGGUGAUGCUUCUAAAUGUUUCUGGAAAAUUUAAAAUAUUUUAGGCUGGCUGAAUCCAUACUCGAGCUGUGUCAGUUCCCGAAGUCUCUGCUGAUUGGUCAAACUGUACAUAAUGUGUUUGCACAUGCUAGAAACAUGAAGCACAAACUUGUUCCAAACAAACACCGACUGCUUUCUGCAAGUGAUUGUGUUCUCCUUUACAAGUGCUUAUAAUGCUACUUUUAUGAAAUGUUUCACUGUAAAUACAUUUUUUCCUUUUUUGUAAUAAAACUAAAUAAAUUGUUUAAUAAAGAUCAAAAGGGUUCAUGGAAUGUUUAUUGUGCUGUAAUCUACAUUAUUAGGAGUAAGAUAAUACACGCAAAAAAUACACACCCAAGACCAUCACCAGUUAUAAAAAGAAAUUUCCAGUCAUUAUUAUUGAGGCAACACAGAAUGAACAUUAAUGCUUCAUAGUUAUGAAAACACAGUACAGACUUCAAAAGCUUUUCUGUUGUUGUUAGAAAAAAAUAAACAACUGGAGAGUGUUUCAUAAACCAAGUUUACUUUAUAAGUCAGGCUUAUUUCAGUUAGUCAGACUUAUUUUGAACCAAAUCAACUGACAGUAAGUCAGACUAACUGAAAUAAACCUAACUUGUUUGGUAAACUUAUUUUAUGAAACCGGCCCAACUACUCUUAAGCUGUAAACAUUUACAAUUAUUUUGAACAACUUCAACUUGUAAUUGUUAGCCCUUAAUCUUCUUACAAAUCUUGAUACAGUACCACCGCAGCCCGAGGAGUAACUAUACUGUUAAAAACAAGGCCUGGUUUACAGAGGAAAGUUAUAAGAACUGACAAACUAUUAAAAAAAAA